Plasmodium vinckei vinckei is the source of this 498-nucleotide messenger RNA. Its product is annotated as ATP synthase subunit C, putative. Gene Ontology annotation, biological process: proton motive force-driven ATP synthesis; proton transmembrane transport. The record is from RefSeq and is a predicted model, not a curated record. Lineage: Eukaryota; Apicomplexa; Aconoidasida; Haemosporida; Plasmodiidae. Gene Ontology annotation, molecular function: proton transmembrane transporter activity. Bases 1 to 498 code for a protein of 165 amino acids. The transcript has 4 exons.
AUGAGUAGGUUUUUUUUUAAUACGUUAAACUCUUCGGGCCUUUUUCAAAAUUUUAAAUUUAAGAGUUCAUUUUUAAAUAAUGGAUAUUCAAUAGCAAGCAGAAAUGUAACAAUCAACGCUGGAAAUACUAUUUCAAAUAAUGGCUUAUACAAAAAUUAUAAUUUUCACAGAUUUUAUCACACCUCACCAUUUAUGUGUAAAACAAUUAAUACCCAAAACGUCAAUGCUAUUCUCAAGGACGAAAAAAGUUGCAUUAACAGUAAAUUAGGUGUUAGACAUGAUAGUGGUAUAGCAAGUUUAUCAGCAGCCAUUGCAUUGAUGUCAGUUGGAGGGGUUGCUCAAGGUAUUGGAAGUUUAUUUUCAGCUUUAGUUUUGGGUACUAGCAGAAAUCCAUCUAUAAAGGAUGAAUUAUUUACUUACACUUUAAUUGGGAUGGGUUUUUUGGAAUUUUUAGGUAUUAUUUGUGUUUUAAUGAGCGCAGUUUUGCUAUAUUCAUAA